Messenger RNA from Trametes versicolor FP-101664 SS1, 2904 nucleotides. RefSeq lists its product as uncharacterized. The transcript has 30 exons. Gene Ontology annotation, biological process: regulation of synaptonemal complex assembly; meiotic cell cycle. NCBI's taxonomy places the organism in Eukaryota, Fungi, Basidiomycota, Agaricomycetes, Polyporales, Polyporaceae. The record is from RefSeq and is a predicted model, not a curated record. Bases 1 to 2904 code for a protein of 967 amino acids.
AUGUCCGACCGCAAGAAAAGAAAACUCUCGCCCGAUGCUAGCGCAGCAUAUACCGACAUUCAAUAUCUUCUCAAUCUUGCCGUUCUGGCCGAGUCCUGGUCCACGCACCGCCCGCGCGCCAAGAAGGGCGACAACUGGGCCCAGCGCGCAGACGACUUGGAUCACCAAGGUGUCACGCUAUGGAACGCGUCUGUCGUGCACAAGGACGUUUCGGACGACGCCUAUCGCUCAGUCUGCGCAGCCAUGAGGCUCGCCGCUUUCCGUCUCAUCGAGGCCGCAAUGGAACACAAGCCGGGUAUACAGAGUAUGCCUCAUGCCCCAUCCUUCCACACACAGACACGCGGCGCUCACGUCCUUCCGUUCCCACCAGCUCUCAUCCACGUUCUCCAACUCGCUAGCAAGGCCGGUGCCAGCUUGGCAGACGUAGGAGACGUCACCCUUGCCGCAGGCGUCCUUGGUUCGGCCGCAAAGUACGCCGAAGCACUGAGAGCCGCCGAAGACUCACAAGAUGGACAUGCGCAAGCGCGUGCGCGUGCGAUAGUCCUGUACUACAGCAGCCGCAUGGAAGCCGCGUAUCAAGAGGGUAAUAAUGGCGUUGCUGACUUUAUGUUGGAGAAGGUCUCAGAGAGCGAUCAGUAUCUGUCGCUUCUGACCCCAUCCGAUCGGAGGACACUAGCCGGAAAAUUGUUGGGGAUAGGCAAGAGCAUGUUGCGAUCAAGCCCACCGGCCGACGCUGCUGGGAACGGUGCACGGGAUUCCGUCAAAUGGAUCCAACGGGCCUUCGCGAUCAUCGAGCCACUCGAGGAUACGGCCGAUGCCGGCGAUGGACAAGUAAGGCGAUCGAUACUGAGAACGCUAGCGCGAGCCUACUUCCUGUCAUCCGGUCAAGAUCCAGAGAACCUGGCGAGAGCGGAAGCAUCGUUGCAAGAGCUCAUUGACUCCGUUGACGCCUCCAUGGAUCACACCUCUUCGGAGUACCAACAGCUUCGUUGGAUGAGGGUCGCUAUCCUGAAGCGACGUAAGGCGCCGCACGCCGCCCUUCUCGACGCAUUCCGCUCCAUCAUCGACCACAUGCAAUACUCGGAGAAUACCAUCACGGAUAUUCUACAGGAGCUCAGAAGCCUCCAGCACGACCAUGGUCUCGUCACCGCCAUCCACCUGCAUUGCCUGGAGCGUGCGUUCGAGGCCCAAAAUAGCUCGGGUCUGGUUUAUUUGGACCGCCUGCUGUUGUCAUUGAUCUACCACAGUUCGAAAGAUGACGACCACGCGCGGGCGAUGCGGGAUCUCGCGUCUGCGCAGAAGCUUCUGGACGCCAAGGAAUACGAGCUCCCAAAGAUACCGACAACGGCCUGUCUGACAUUACUCUGGCAAUUCGGUGAUCGGCACUACCACGCCAAACGCUGGUCGGACGCCGCCGACUGGUUUCUCGUCGGAACACAUCGCGUGUUUGGGUCCAUGGCGCACAUAUCGAACGCGAAGUGCCUCCGCAAGGCGGCGUUAUGUUAUGUCCAAUGCGGCGAACACGCCCACGCUUCUGCGAUCAUUCGCCGCUGUCCACCCACGGACGCGGCCACCCACUACGUCGCGUUGCUGAUUGCGGCCCAUCAAGCCGUUGCAGCGGUACGGGAGAUGGUCCACGCGUCUAACUUCAACAAGAAGAUGCUGCUCCUUGCCACCCGGCUAGCGAAUGAAUCGGGUAUGAAAACCCUGCUGCUCUCAGUGCUAGAAGCGCUCCUAGAUGCCUCGGUGCGGGAGGGCGUGGAGGCCGAGGCGGAAGCUAUCACACUCGUUCGCUGCAUCAUCAGACUCGUUCUCAGAAUGAUGUCAGAACCUGGGGCCGAUUUCGCGGUAUUCACUCCCAUGCUUCUACGACAUUUCUCCACCGCGCUGUCACUGGUCACGGCGCUCGAAACCAAACAGGCCAGCGCUGUCGGCACGAAAGACGUCUCGUGGUUGUGGCGAACCGCCUACAACACCGCCGUGCAAGGCUGUUCUGAAUGGGAGAACCGGGAGGACAGCAUCUCGGACCUCUUCGACGUCUCCAGACAGCUCCUGCAAAUUUACACGCGCUGUCCCGCAGUCGAUACCGACGCCGAGCUGCAGAUGUUCCUGAUUAACGCCUCCUUUGCGGGCGCCGCCGGAAGAGUGUUCGCAUCGCGCCGCCUGGCGUCGAACACCGCAGCCGAGGAUACUCACCGCAAAUUUUUACCGCAGGCUGACCGCUGGCGAUUAGUCGCGCAAGAAGUCGGGUCGAGCAGAAGCUGCAUAGGCCAGAUCAUCUCAGGGCCAAGCACCCUUGACGAAGAAGGCUCAGAGCGCGCUCAGUCGUUCCUCAGCAUUCUCUCUGUAUUCGGGGUGGAGAUCGCCUGCCGCCUGAAGACCUGGAACCGCGUUCCAGAUAUCAUAGAGGACACAAGUCGCGCCCAGAAGGUGGACAUAGGGACAUAUGAAGCGAUAACGGACAUCCUCUGGACCGAGAAGGAUUGCCCCAUAGACGUGCUCUCCACCGCGCUCGAGGCCAUCCUCCACGCCAGCCUCGACCGUGCGAUCCUGUCAGUGGAGAAGUUCUCAAGGUGGCUGAGAGCCAUAUGCACGAUCCUGCUCGCGCGCAGCGCCCCCGCCGAUCGGACCAAGGCAAUUGGAUACGUCGAGCAGGCUGUCGGCGUGCUCCAGGACCACGCCUCUGAGAGCGACCCCCAGGGCUACCCCAUGGACGAGCGGCACUGGCUCUUGGCGACUGCGUACAACACCGGGAUCGAGUGCUUGCAUUCCUCGCUGCUCGACGAGGCGAAGCGGUGGUUCGAGUUGGCCACUACUGUUUGCCGAUUUGUGCCGGGCGGGGAGUCGCGCUCUGAAAAGAUUUCGGCAACAUACGCACAACUGCUCGACCGCUAUGCUCGAUGA